Phyllotreta striolata is the source of this 1791-nucleotide messenger RNA. The record is from the annotation of a GenBank genome assembly. Lineage: Eukaryota; Metazoa; Arthropoda; Insecta; Coleoptera; Chrysomelidae.
AAGAUAACUAACCACAAAACACCAAUUCAUAACAGUGGUCGAUCGACCCAAGUUAUCUUUUUAAAAAUUUAGUUUACGGAUUUAAGUGAUAAUGUGAUAGUAGUGAUACACAAUGUAAUCAAUUUAUGGAUGUCGAGUGCUAGGAAAGUUUGAAUGAUUAUCUCUAACACGAUUAGAGAUUAAAUAUCUGCUUCAAUUGUGAUAUUUCACUUCUCUCACUUCUCUGUAGUUUUGCAUACUCAAAGCGAUGCUUUCAAGUAAAACCAAGCACUUCUUACAUUGCCUGCUAUUUUUUACCGUUAUAUUAUUUUUCGAAAUAUUCGCUGGAGGAAUUAAAAUCUUAAAUGGAGGUGUAUUUGUUCCUGCAGAAGAAUUGGAUCCCUGGACACAUUACACUGUACUCGGAGCUUUAAUAUUGUACUUCUUAAGGUUUCUUACGUUUUUACCUCUGCCUCAAGUGAUUUUUAAUUUUGUCGGAUUAACGCUGUACAACGCCUUUCCAGAGAAGGUCGUUUUGAAAGGCUCUCCGCUUCUGGCUCCAUUUAUAUCCAUUCGAAUAGUAACAAGAGGCGACUUUCCACAACUGGUGAAAAAUAACGUCGAUAGAAACAUGAACAAGUGUUUAGAUGCUGGAUUGGAGAAUUUUUUAAUAGAAGUCGUCACCGAUAAAGCCAUUGGAUUACAGCAGCACAGAAGAAUUCGAGAAAUAGUCGUACCUUCGGAAUACCGAACCAAAAGCGGAACGUUGUUUAAAGCUCGAGCUUUGCAGUAUUGCUUGGAAGAAAAAGUAAACAUUCUCAGCGACAACGAUUGGGUGGUGCAUUUGGACGAGGAAACUCUGUUGACUGAGAAUUCCGUGAAAGGUAUUUUGAACUUCAUUAUGGAGGGGUCCCAUCAAUUCGGACAGGGUCUGAUUACUUAUGCAAACGAAGAGGUCGUUAACUGGAUAACCACCCUGGCAGAUAGUUUCCGAGUCACUGAUGAUAUGGGUAAAUUGAGAUUGCAGUUUCGGAUGUUCCACAAGCCGUUAUUUAGCUGGAAAGGAUCCUUCGUUGUAACUAAGUUGGGCGCUGAAAAAGAUGUCUCUUUCGACAACGGUUUAGAUGGCUCCAUAGCAGAAGAUUGUUAUUUCGCAAUGCGAGCCUUCAGCAAGGGAUAUUCCUUCAACUUCAUAGAAGGAGAAAUGUGGGAGAAAUCGCCGUUUACCCUUUGGGAUUUCGUGCAGCAACGGAAACGUUGGCUGCAAGGAAUCCUUUUGGUCGUUCAUUCCAAGGCCAUUCCGUUCAAAAAUAAAAUACUUUUGGCUUGCUCAUGUUACUCUUGGUUAACUUUACCUUUGUCAGUAUCUAAUUUAGUUUUGGCGUCGAAGUUUCCGAUACCUUGCCCGCCAUUUAUUGAUUUUUUGUGCGCGUUCAUAGGAGCUGUGAAUAUUUAUAUGUUCGUUUUUGGCGUAAUAAAGUCUUUCACUGUAUAUAGAUUCGGAUUUGCACGAUUUAUGCUCUGCGUUAUUGGAGCCGUUCUCGUCAUACCUUUUAACGUUAUUAUUGAAAAUAUCGCCGUAAUUUGGGGCAUUUUAGGGAAGAAACAUAAAUUCUAUGUUGUUAAUAAAAACAGCGGCCCCACAAUGACUGUUUAAUUUAAUAUAUCAAUAAGCACAAAUUUUUUUGCUCAACUCUUUGAAGUAUUAUUACAUAAUUUAGCGUUUGUAUUUAUACCAUACCAAAGAUUAAUUAAUAAUGAUUAGUCCAUAAUAAAUAAAUGUACUUAAGUAAUAAACCGUUUGUUUUGCAA